CUCGCGCCGCUGCUCCAGCAAGCGUCGUUCGACGGGCCGUGGGCGGGCGGCGGCGUGCGCUACAAGCUGGACGUCAUGCGGGGCGUGGCCUCGCGGCACCGCGCGCCCAGCCCGCCGCCCGCCCAGCACGCCAGGAGCGCGCCGAGCCUGUCAAGUACCUCUGGUAACAGCCCGCCGCGCGCGGCCCCCAAGCCGGCCGAGACCGAAGGCCCGACGGUGUCGUCCCGGCUCGAGAUACGCGUGCGUCCGCCCGACUCGGCCAGCCCGGGGCAUGAGGUCAAGAUACACUCCGUCGUGAGCGGUGAGCCGACGCGGCCCGACGACGCGUCUGUCUACUACGACGCGACGGAACAUCAGCGGGACAAACGGUCGUCGACACGCAGCGGAGACAAGAGCCAAAGCCCAGCAGUGGAGAAGACUCGGUUAGACGCGAUACCUGACAGUAACAGUCCGCCAGCGAAUAAAAAGGAAACUACAAGCGGUUCCGGCGACGGAUCUCAAAGCAUGAAAGACCGAUGGUGGUGCGGCACGGCUUCCCGUAUCCCGGUAGCGAUGGGCGAGGCGCGUCUCGCCAAGUGUCUCUCGUGGAGCGGCGACGGGCCUCUGGCGCCGCCCGCCGCGCCUCCGCCGCCGCCGCUCGAUAACAAGGAUCUAACACCAGGGCUGAGACGGCGGCGAGCGAACCCCAACGACAAAUACGCGGUGGACCCGGCGCGGGAACUCAACUUGCGCUUCGCACGUCUCCGCCAUCGCUGCCCGCAGCAUUCGCGCUCGCCGCCCACCAGAAGCGAGUCCCGCGGCGUGCCGUCGCUCCUCAUGUCGUCGCCGCCCGCGUCGGGCUCGUCGUCGUCGGGCUCGCCGCCGCCCGCGCCGCGCGCGCCCGCCGCGCCGCAUCACAACGCAGCGCGCGCGCGACGCUUCCGACCGCUCUCCAUCGCGCCAUAG
Messenger RNA from Ostrinia furnacalis (Asian corn borer), 945 nucleotides. Its product is annotated as serine/arginine repetitive matrix protein 1-like. The transcript is spliced from 8 exons. Lineage: Eukaryota; Metazoa; Arthropoda; Insecta; Lepidoptera; Crambidae. Bases 76 to 945 code for a protein of 289 amino acids. The record is from RefSeq and is a predicted model, not a curated record.